Messenger RNA from Phascolarctos cinereus (koala), 4211 nucleotides. NCBI's taxonomy places the organism in Eukaryota, Metazoa, Chordata, Mammalia, Diprotodontia, Phascolarctidae. The record is from RefSeq and is a predicted model, not a curated record.
GGGUGAGGGAGGUAUAAUGGCCGAAGGAUAGACUAGGAAACAAACUUGGGGCUUCCCUCCCUUGUUCUGAAACAAGGUUAGAGAUUGUGAAUAAAAAAUCUGAAUGGGAACCAAUGCCUUGGUCAUCAGUAAUAAGCUGUGACCGUGGGCAAGUUAUUGUGCCUCAGUUUACCUUUCAGAGAACUGACAGUGCAAACCAGUACUGGAACAAACCAGGAAACUGGUGCAAAACCGGAGUGGAGCCAAACCGAGAAUUUAUACGGGUUGUCCCGGUUUGUCUCCAAAAGGUCUGAUAGGCAUGGGGAGAAAAAAGCAGGGUUGGAAAGGCUUGCUGUGGGAUUGAGCAUUCAAUGAAGAAAAUACAAAUUAAAUGUAAAAGCCUAUCAAAUCAGCGCUUAAACUUUUUAAAUCAGCUGUUCACAUGCUUUUCAUCUCAAGGGUGGAGAAAUGGAAUCGCCGUGACCAGAAACUCCUAGAAGCAGUGCAACGGGGAGACGUUAGUCGGGUGACUGCUCUAGCCUCCAGGAAGACUGCCUGUCCCACCAAGCUAGACUCCCACGGCCAGUCCCCAUUCCACCUAGCAGCAUCCAAGGGGUUGACGGAAUGCCUGACUGUGCUACUGGCUAAUGGGGCCGAAAUCAACAGCAAGAAUGAGGAAGGAAGCACCGCCCUGCACUUGGCUACUAUUUCCUGCCAGCCGCAGUGUGUCAAGGUCCUACUGCAGCAUGGUGCCAAUGAAGAUGCAGUGGAUGGAGAAAACCGAAGCCCUCUGCACUGGGCUGCCUCAUCUGGAUGUGCCUCUAGCGUACUGCUGCUAUGUGAUCAUGAAGCUUUUCUGGAUGUCCUUGAUAAUGAUGGACGGACGCCCCUGAUGAUUGCAUCACUGGGUGGACAUGCAGCCAUCUGUUCACAGCUCUUGCAGAGAGGCGCCCGAGUUAAUGUCACAGAUAAGGAAGACAAAUCGGCUCUGAUUCUGGCCUGUGAGAAGGGGAGUGCAGAGGUCGCUGAAAUGCUCCUGAGCCACGGGGCAGAUGUAGGGGCUGUGGACUGCAUGGGCCAUGACGCCUUAUACUAUGCCCUGCGCACCCAAGACAAGGAAUUAUGGAGGCUGCUUCGCCAGGCGCUAAACCGCCGCCAGCGUGGAGGCCAAGGGCUGGCUCAACAUCCUGAUCUAUCAUCUCAGGGCUCCCCACCCAAGAUCCCAAGAACAGCAGAGCCAGAGGAGGAGGAUGGCAAAGAGGAAGGGGAUGAGGACACAUGUAGCCCUCAGGAGUGGAAGAGGAAGUAUGAAGCAGAGAGAAAGAAAGUCUCCCAGCUGGAGAAGGAGCUGGUACAAAAGGAAGAAGAGUGUAAGGUCCAGGCUACAGCCUGCCAGGGUCUGGAGAGCCGAGUGCGAGAACAGGUACAAGAGCUGGCAGUGCUCUUGGCCAGGGAAGCUAGAGACACGGGUGGGCAAGGUCCCAGUUCACGGCCUGGGGGGGAUGGCAUGGAGCAGGGCUGUGUUCUGGACUUGUUGGCCGAGCAGGUACAAGAAUUGAAGAGACAGAAACAGGCUAUGGCAUCACAAGUAUCCAAGGCCCGAGGGCCCCAGUGUGAAAUCCAGGGGACAGCCCAGCCAGAGGAGCAGAGGCUGCAGCUGCAGAGCCCGGUGGAGAAGACCCCAGGGAAGGCCAAGGAAGAGCAGCUAGCAAAUGUGGAAGGGGUCGUGCCAGGCCGGGGAAGAGGAGACCAAGUGCUUGCCCUCAAAGAGGAGAGAGGGAGGGCUCCGGGUGCCGAGCCAGCAGGCAUGGUUGCCUUGGGCCAGCUCCUGCUGCAGCUGAGGGAAGAGCUGACUGCAGUGUGGAGGGACAAGGAUGCUGCCCGAGGGGUCCUGGGCAGACCAGCUGGAAACAGGGUUUGGGGGGCAUCUCAGGCUGAGGCUGCAGCAGCCGCCUGGGAGAAGAUGGAGGCUCGGUUAGAGCAGGUGCUGGCCAGGCUGGAUCGGGCGAAGGCUGGGCUGCACGUGGACACUGCACCUUCUGUCCCCAAGUCCCCAGAGGAAGCUCUCCCCCGAGCCAAAACCAUUACUGUGGCAACGAGCCCCCCCAGAGAAGGCAAGGCAAAGGAGGAAAGGGCCCAUGAAGCUCGGGGGGAACCCCUUGGAGCUCCAGGAGCAGGGCAGGCCCCAGAAGGGACUGGGGCAAAGGGACAGCUGGAGAAGGAGGUGUCAGCCCUGAGGCUGAGCAAUAGUAACCUGCUGGAGGAGCUGGGUGAGCUGGGGCGGGAGCGCCAGCGGCUGCAGGGAGAGCUGCAUGCCCUGAGCCAGAGGCUGCAGAGGGAAUAUAUGCCCAGGCCGGAGGCCCAAGGUCAGCUGCAGCAGCUACGCAGCAGCGUGGGGCUGUUGGCUGAGGAGCUGGCGGUGGAGAAGGAAGCAGCUGAGCAGCUCCGACGGCGCCUGGCUGCCCAGAGCACAGGCCUGCAGGGGCUGCGGGAAUGCCUGCCUCCCAACCUGGUGGGCGGAGGGAGCCCCCAGGGCUCAGCCCCUGACCUCCUGGAGGAGCUGCAGGGCUGCGUGGGCGCCCUGGUGGCCAGGUAUGACGAGGCGCAGCGGGAGCUGGCCAAACUGCGGAGAGAAAACCAGCUACUGAAGGGCACCGGCAGGAACGCCGGGGUUCCCCGGGCUGUCCCCCAGGUAGCUGCCCUGGAGCAGGACCUGGGGAAACUAGAAGAGGAGCUGCGGGCGGUGCAGGCCACCAUGGGCGGGAAGAGCCAGGAGAUUGGAAAGCUGAAGCACCUGUUGUACCAGGCCACCGAGGAGGUGGCGGAGCUUCGCGCCCGGGAAGCGGCCAACCUGAGACAGCAGGAGAAGAGCCGGGCGUCCCUGGUGGCCCAGGCACAGACUUGGGGCCAGGAGCUCAAGGCUUUGCUGGAGAAGUACAACAAUGCGUGCAGGGAGACCGGGCAGCUGCGGGAAGUGGUGGCCGAGGAGCGGCGGCGCAGCCGGGAGCUGGCUGCCCGGGCCACUGAACAGGAGCGCCAGGCCAGUGAGAUGAGGGGCCGCUCAGAGCAGUUUGAGAAGGCUGGUGAGUUGCUGAAAGAGAAGAUGGACCAGCUGAUAGGGGCCUGCAGGGAAAAGGAGGCGAAGAUCAGGGAGCUGCUGAAGAAACUGGAGCAAAUGUCAGCUGAAGUCCUUGCUGUUCGUGGGGAAAAUACCCGCCUUGUGCUACAAUUGCAGGAUUCUCAGAAGAACCACCAGGAAAUAAUUUCCACCUACAGGAACCAUCUGCUUAAUGCUGCUCAGGUAAGCAUAUGGACAGGUCAGGAUUCUGUACAGGGGAACCCCUCUCUCAUCUGUCUCCAGAUAGGGAGGUCCGUGGUUGUUUGUGUUUAAGAGGAACAUCCCUUUCUUUCAGGCUCUGAAACAAAUGUUUUGGUUCCUUACUCUUCCUUCACUCCCUUCCCUUGUCUGUUUCAGUACUAACUGGAACCAAUUUACCCCUACGAGGGCAUAUUGGGCCUGACUUCUGGGAAAGGGAUGGAUAAGUAGGCUGCCCAUUUUCUUAUUUAAUCUGCCUCUUCCCCUUCAGCUCCUUUCAUUUCUCCCAUCUUUCUUGUGUGCUCAGGGUUAUAUGGAACAGGAUGUGUACAAGAUUCUUCUGCGGAUCCUCAAGAUGCAGGAGUGAGCUCCCAUGGAUGGUGCUGGACAGGAGACUUCUCUGCUGUGAGUUUUAGUGAUAAUGUUGACAGUGUAGGGAGGAGAGGGACUGAAGAAAGGGGAAGAGAGUUUGGAAGGUGAUAUUAAAGAGGAGCUUCCCCUCUCCCCUCCUCUUGCUCCCUGCGGGUGACUAAGAUCGAAGAGACCUUUGGAAGCAGACCUAAGGCUGCAUUUGUGGAGGUAAUAGGAAGUGUUAGCUAACUGUGGAGAAAGAGUUCAAUAUGUCAUCUGGGGUGGUAGUGGCGAAGGGGUUAGUACAAGCUCAUGGUCAGUAAAAGGAGGGUGGUGGUGACUGAAGGCGGUAGUGCUGUCUCCCACGGUGGAAUGCAAGAAUGCCAAAGAUUCACAUUCCCCCACCCUACCCCUUUUUCAUCCCAAGUUCAUUUCAUUCCUCCUGCUGCUUCUAAGCAAGGUGAACUCCCUUUUCCAGUUCACAUGUAUUACUGUUGUUCAGUCAUGUCCAACUCUUCAUGCCCCGGUUUAAGAUUUUCUUGGCAAAUAUACUCCUAUGGUUUGC